UGGCAUCACUGUCAGUUUUUAAUACAGUGUCAAAAGUUUUGCAUUUGACUAACUUGAUUCUGUUUGCAAUGAUGAAUAACGCUAACUUAAUUCAUCAAAAUUCGUACAAGAAUAACGCUCGAGCCGGUGAAGAAUCCCGUCGUCAACGCCGCGAGUAUACAAUAGAGUUGCGGAAGUCCAAGAAGGAGCAUGAAUUAUCAAUGCGUCGUAAUAUUGUAGACCAAGCUGUCUCGCCGAUUUCGCUACAAACCAAUAAGCAAUUAUCAAAUCAAAUGAAUGUUGAAGAAAUUGCCCGCGCAAUACAAGGCAAAAAUAAGGAACAACAAUUUUUUGGCAUGCAAGCGGCUCGUAAAAUGCUCAGUGUUGAAUCUAUCACAAAUAUUGAUAUGAUAGUCCGUUAUGGUAUUGUUCCAAUUGCUAUUCGUUUUUUAAAUGAUUUUUUGAACCCUGCAUUACAAUUUGAAGCAGCUUGGGUUCUGAUUAGUAUUGCUUCUGGUAAUACUGAACAUAGACAAAUUGUUAUCAAACAUAAUGCAAUACCGCAAAUUGUAGCAUUAUUACAAUGUAACUCAGCAAAUCUUGUUGAACACGCAGUAUGGGUUUUAGGCAAAAUUGCUAACGAUAAUGUCGAAGCUCGAAACAUGAUCUUAAGUUACAAUAUAGUAACCACCAUUCUUAAAUUAAUCCAUAAUGAUAUGCCAUUAUACAUGUUACGUAUUGUGGCUUGGCUUAUGUCAAACUUGUGCGAUAACAAGAUUUCAUCUCCGCCACUUGGUGAAAUUCAAUUGUUGGUACCGGUGCUAUCAAAAUUACUGUGCGUCAAUGAUGUGCAAGUUAUGGCUCAUGCCUGUUGCGCUCUGUCAUAUUUUACAGCUUCAGGCAACGAUAUGAUUCAAAUCGUUGUUGAUACUAAUGUUGUGCCACAGCUGAUUGCAAUGUUAGGCUCUGAAAAUCCUUACAUUGUUGCACUUGCACUACGUACAGUUGGCAAUAUAGCUAGUGGCACUAACACCCAUGCUGAUCAAGUAAUUAAGGCUAAUGGACUGCAAAAAAUGGCUGCUUUGUUGUAUAAUGAUGAUAGUAAUAUUAUGAUGGAUGCAGCUUGGACCAUUGGAAACAUAACUGCUGGCAAUCAAGAGCAAAUCCAAGCGGUUUUAGAUGCCAACUUGUUUACUCACAUUCGUCAAAUACUGGUACAAGGUCAUUUUUUGGCACAAAGAGAGGCGGCCAGGGCUGUUACAAAUGCAACCAUAAAUGGAUCAACAGAUCAAGUUAAGAAUUUUUGGGAAAAGUAUGAUAUGCUGAAACCACUCUCUGAUUUGCUUAGUGGAAGCGACACAGACACUAUUCAUAUCGUUUUGAUAGGACUUAGUAAUAUUUUUUUAGAAGCGAUUACAAUUGAAAAGUUAAAUUAUUUGAGUAUUAUCUUUGAGGAGAUUGGUGGAUUACAUAAAGUAGAACGUUUGCAGUAUCAUGAAAAUGAAGAUAUAUACGAAGCAGCUUAUGCUUUUAUCGACGCAUACUUUAGUAAUGAUUAUGAAACUGAUGAUGAGUUCCAGCCACAAGUUGUUGAUGACCAGCUUUAUUUUGAUGCUAGUGAUCAAAAAAUGCCCAAUGGUGGAUUCUCCUUUUAAAUAAUUCAAAAAUUGAGAAUAUCUAUUUAUUUUAAGUAUACAAUAUGUAAAUGGCGUAUCGA
Messenger RNA from Teleopsis dalmanni, 1696 nucleotides. RefSeq names its product importin subunit alpha-like. Gene Ontology annotation, cellular component: nucleus; cytoplasm. The transcript has a single exon. Bases 69 to 1634 code for a protein of 521 amino acids. Gene Ontology annotation, molecular function: nuclear import signal receptor activity; protein binding. Lineage: Eukaryota; Metazoa; Arthropoda; Insecta; Diptera; Diopsidae. The record is from RefSeq and is a predicted model, not a curated record. Gene Ontology annotation, biological process: NLS-bearing protein import into nucleus.